This is a messenger RNA of Cinclus cinclus, 3111 nucleotides long. RefSeq names its product EGF like, fibronectin type III and laminin G domains (gene EGFLAM). NCBI's taxonomy places the organism in Eukaryota, Metazoa, Chordata, Aves, Passeriformes, Cinclidae. The coding region runs from base 1 to 3111 and encodes 1036 amino acids. Gene Ontology annotation, molecular function: protein binding; calcium ion binding. The record is from RefSeq and is a predicted model, not a curated record. The transcript has 24 exons.
AUGGAGGUGCCGGGCGGCUGUCACCGCCGCUGCCUCGCCUCGGUGCUGCUCCUGGCUUCGUGCAUCGGGUGUGCGGCCACGCCGCGCAGGAACAUCCCCCGCCGACAAGCAGAGAGGCUGGGGCCUCCUCUGGAUAUUCUGCUGGAUUCACUGAACUGCACAGCAUUCAGCGUGCAAUGGAAGAUGCCGAAGCAGCACACGAGCACCAUCACAGGGUACACGGUCUUUUACUCAGAAGUUGAAGGUGACAAAGCAGUUAAACAGCUCUCACAUGAUGUUCCCCUGAGUUUGGAUAUGAUCAGCAUGGGUCAACCUGAAGGACAAGCAAUUUUUGAUGUUGUUAUUGGCAACCUGAAGCCAGGCACUCCACACCGUGUUAGCGUUGGAGCAUACGGCUGGGCAGGGAAAGGACGGCCCAGCAUGCCCAGGGAGGUGACAACUUUAUCCCAAGAUAAGUGCAUGCCUCCUGCACCACCCUAUCAGCCCCAGAUCGUGGUGGUUUCUGAUUCAGAAGUUGCAUUGUCCUGGAAGCCUGGAGUAAAUGAAGGAAGUUCUCCCAUCCAGUACUAUACAGUGGAGUUUAUCAGGCCAGACCUUGACAGCAACUGGACAGUAAUAAGAGAGCAGAUCCAGAUGGAGUCCAUGGUUCUCAAAGGACUUCUCCCAAACACAAAGUAUCAGUUUGCCGUCCGAGCAGCGAACUCCUUUGGAUCCAGCCCUGCCAGUGCACCGAGCGAUGUCAUCCGCACGUUCAGCUCUGAGGAAUUAGGAAGUGGAAGCUAUGGGCAUCGAUACAUCACAGACACGGUGACUGGUGAUGGUGAUGGAUUUGACAUUGAUGAUUCAGACUACGACAUUUAUAUAGAAGAGCUCAGACCACUUCCUGCUAUUAAAGGAGGCAACAGAAAAUUUCUGGUCGAAACAAAGGUGACGCCAGGGUCUAGUUCUAGGCUCCUGUCACGGGUCCUGACAACCACCUCUGAACCCACUCCUUCCACUCCUACCAUCACACGACCAGCCACAGCAAGGGCUGGCACUGCGUGGGCAGCGAGGAGGGGCAGCAUGUCCUCUGCCACACGCCUCCUGGACCUGUCCUGCGACGAGGCCGUGUGCUCUGCAGACAGCUUCUGCAUCAACGACUACGAACGUGGUGGCUCGCGCUGCCAUUGCAACUUGGGCAAAGGGGGGGACACGUGUGAGGAAGACAUUACUAUCCAGUAUCCUCAGUUCUCUGGCUACUCAUAUAUCACCUUUGAACCACUGAAAAAGUCCUAUCAGACAUUUCAAAUUACCCUUGAAUUCAGGGCUGAAUCCGAAGAUGGUUUGCUGCUCUACUGUGGAGAAAAUGAACAUGGUCGUGGUGAUUUUAUGUCAUUGGCAAUUAUCCGACGUAGCCUCCAGUUCAGGUUCAACUGUGGCACUGGAGUUGGGGUCAUAACGAGUGAAAACAAAAUCAAACUGGGGAACUGGCACAGUGUCACAUUGUUCAGAGAUGGGGUGAAUGGCUGGCUCAGGAUGGACAACAAUGCUCCGGUGACAGGAAAAUCCCAGGGCCAGUACAGCAAAAUCACGUUCCAGACUCCCUUCUACGUUGGUGGUGCUCCCAGCGUGUACUGGCUGGUCAGGGCCACCGGCACCAACCGUGGGUUCCAGGGCUGUGUCCAGUCGCUGAGCAUCAAUGGGAAGAUAAUUGAUAUGAGACCCUGGCCACUAGGGAAAUCUCUCAGUGGUGCUGAUGUCGGUGAGUGUAGCAGUGGCAUCUGUGAUGAGGCAGCCUGCAUCAACAGUGGCACCUGUACUGCAAAUAAGGCAGAUUCUUACAUUUGCCUUUGCCCUCUUGGAUUUAGAGGUCAUCAUUGCGAGGAAGCGCUCACCUUGGCCAUACCUCAGUUCAACGAAUCCUUAAGAUCAUUUGCUAGCACACCCUGGCCCUUGGAACCACAGAAUUACCUUUCCUUCAUGGAGUUUGAGCUGACAUUUCGUCCAGAUUUAGAGACUGGUGUCCUUUUGUACAGCUAUGACACAGACAGCAAGGACUUCCUCUCCAUUAACAUGGUGGCUGGCUACGUGGAGUUCAGGUUCGACUGUGGCUCAGGAACAGCUGUUAUCAGGAGCGAAGAACCUGUCAGUCUGGGUCAGUGGCAUGAACUGCGAGUGUCCCGCACAGCAAAGAAUGGAAUCCUACAAGUGGACAAACAGAAGCCAGUGGAAGGGAUGGCAGAGGGGGCUUUUACACAGAUUAAAUGCAGCUCUGAAAUAUUUAUUGGUGGAGUACCUAAUUAUGAUGAUGUGAAGAAAAACUCUGGGAUCCUCAGACCCUUCAGUGGGAGCAUCCAGAAGAUUAUCUUGAAUGACCGGACAAUUGACGUGAAGCAGGAUUUCACUUUUGGAAUCAACCUAGCAAAUGCUGCCCACCCCUGCGUGACCUCACCUUGUGCAAAUGGAGGCACCUGCGUUCCCAAGAAGGAGAGCUAUGAAUGUGACUGUCCCCUGGGCUUCGAUGGGCAGCAUUGCCAAAAAGAGUGUGGAAGUUACUGCCUAAACACCAUUACAGAAGCAAUUGAAAUCCCACAGUUUAUUGGUCGCAGUUACCUCACAUAUGAUAAUCCAGAUAUCCUGAAAAGGGUAUCAGGAACAAGAACAAAUGUAUUCAUGAGGUUUAAAACUACAAUGAAGGAAGGCCUUUUGAUGUGGAGGGGAAACAGUCCCAUGCGACCUAACAGUGAUUUCAUCUCUCUAGGCCUUCAGGAGGGAGCAUUGAUAUUCAGCUACAAUUUGGGCAGUGGCAUUGCUUCCAUCACAGUGAACGGCUCUUUCAGCGACGGCCGGUGGCACAGAGUCAAAGCUGUUCGGGAUGGACAGUCUGGCAAAGUAACGGUGGAUGAUUAUGGUGCCAGGACUGGUAAAUCCCCUGGGAAGAUGAGGCAAUUAAAUAUCAAUGGAGAUCUCUAUGUUGGUGGCAUGAAGGAAAUUGCCCUGCACACGAACCGGCAGUACCUGCGGGGGCUGGUGGGCUGCAUCUCCCACCUCACACUCUCAACUGACUACCACAUCUCGCUGGUGGAGGAUGCUGCCAACGGGAAGAACAUCAACACAUGUGGGACCAAGUGA